AUGCAGGCGACCUUCUCUUCCGCAGCGCGUGCCUCGUCGCUGCAGCACUCCCCAGUGGGGGCAGAGAUUUGGAGGCUUGCUUUCCUGGACUGGGGCAUGUUCCUGCAAAGUUUGGAAGAGGCCUGGCCUGCCGGCUCAACACUCCACUGGUUGCAAGAGCAAGAGCAGCCUCCUGUCCCGAACGUCUCUGCAGGCAAUGUGCCGGCACCCGUCCGGUCUUUCCGAUGA
Molecule: messenger RNA, 228 nt
Organism: Symbiodinium necroappetens
Lineage: Eukaryota; Dinophyceae; Suessiales; Symbiodiniaceae
Source: the annotation of a GenBank genome assembly